This is a messenger RNA of Propithecus coquereli (Coquerel's sifaka), 1892 nucleotides long. Its product is annotated as chromosome unknown open reading frame, human C5orf34. The transcript has 11 exons. Bases 12 to 1892 code for a protein of 626 amino acids. NCBI's taxonomy places the organism in Eukaryota, Metazoa, Chordata, Mammalia, Primates, Indriidae. The record is from RefSeq and is a predicted model, not a curated record.
CUGUCUUAAUAAUGGCAGCUGAAGUGCGAAUGGUACUUUAUGAAGAUGAUUCAGUGCAAGUACAAUAUGCUGAUGGUUCCAAAUUGCAACUUUCUCCCUGUGGCUCUGAAUUUUUAUUUGAAAAGUCACCUCCUGUUUCAGCACAUCCUUUAGAACAACCAGAAAGAAUUCGCCAAAGGACACACUUUGUUAUUAGCACUUACCAAGAACAACUACAGCGAGCCCUAGAUUUUCGAAACUCUUCUGCUACUCGCCCUUUUUUAUCUGAAAACAUCAUACCUUCUGAAAGAAAAAAGCAUAUUUUCAUUGACAUCUCAGAAGUGAGAUGGUCCAGUCUUGAUGCAGAUGAUAGCUUGAUAUGUCUGGAGAGCGGUACCGUGAAGAUAACAUCUUUAGAUGGUCAUGCAUACCUUUGCCUGCCCAGAUCUCAGCAUGAAUUUACAGUACAUUUUUUGUGUAAAGUUAGCCAGAAGCCAGCGUCAUCUGUAGUAUUGUCAGCCCCAAAAGACAAACUAGUUGAAAAAACUGGCAAAAUCUGUACAUUUGGAAAUUUAUCAAGACAGAGACUGAAGAAUAAAGAAAAUGAACUUUAUUGCAACAUCAUGAAAUCCAAAGAACCUUUAAAGAAGAUGAGUUAUGUAAAUGGAACUGAAGGGAAGGAAGAGCUGCCUUCACCUGGUACAAAACACACAUGUGUAUACACGUGGGUAAAGCAACACUGGUCUGUGGCAGCCUGUCCAGAGGAAUGGAAAUAUCCUUUGUCUUUAGCUCUUCGUUUUCAUACUAAAGUUAGCAAUAUGUCUAAAAUUGAUGCACAUAUCACCCAGAGUAGAAUUUUAACUUCUGCUGUUUCAGAGGAAAGAGGAAAAGAGGUUUCUGUUCUUCCUAGGGCCUUGUUACUCAGCUGUCCUGUCCCACACCUGCACAGGUGGGAUUUUUGUAAUUCACUUUUGCAGAGACAGUCUGAUGAAGAAGAAUAUUCCUACCCUGAGCUAGUGAAAGUGGUUUGGUACAAGGGUGUUACAUAUAGACUUACCCAUCAAAAUAUGAAUUCAAUAGAGAUUUAUCCUGGAGAUGGAUCUUUUUUCAAAUCAGAAGGAGCUCAUUUGGGAAACUAUUUUACAUAUUGCUCCAUUCAAGAAAGAUCAGAAGAGAAUGAGUUGCUAGAAUUGGAAAAGGUCAUUAUUUGCAAAUGUUUAAGUAGUCUUUUUCAUGUUCACAGAAUUCUUCAACAUUGUGCGAAGAUGAGACUUUCUUUAAGCCAUAACUAUCGUGUAUGCUGCUGGAAAAUGGUACCUGGGAUAAAUGAGAGCAAUAUAUUGCCUUUGCGUUUGAAAGAAUCACUCAUACCCAACGUGGGAAGAUUUCUUGCCUACUCUGAUGACAAAGUAUAUGCUAUCUUUUUAGAUGGCAUUAGUCUAACUCUAAAUUGGAAUUUCAGCUCUUCUGUUGAAAAGAGACAGGUAAAUCAAGGUCUUAGCUUAGGUUGGUGUAAGUUAACUUUUCCUGAUGGACAAGAUCAGUUAAUUCAAAUUGAGCACCCUGGACCAUAUGAAAGAUAUGUGACAACAGUCAUAUCAUGGUGCAGAAGGCUGACCCAGACUAGUCCCAGAGAGAUGCCUGCACAUCCUUCAUCUUCUGUUCCUGAAGAAAAUUGGUCUGUUGCUUCUGAACUUGAAAAAAUACAGAAGUUUAACUUGCUCCUGGAGAACAGUGGUGUCCUAAACCAGAUUUCUAAUAAGAAAAAUGAACUGUCUUCUGAUCAUUAUAAACCAAGAUCUACAGAAACUUUGCUAGAAGAAGUUAAUGAAAAGAGAGUAUCAGUAGCAUUGAAAAAAACUUCUGAAAUCCUUCAGGAUAUUGACUGUCUUCUGUCAAACUCUAAAAAGUGA